AAAUUCUCAACUUCCGAACCGAGCCAAACAAGACAACAAUGUCAUUUUCUUUCUUCUGCAGCAUAUCACCCAUAGGGCCGUAAAGAAAGGAAAGGGCGUGUUUUAAUGGAUAAACCAAACAAAACGAUCACCAACACGAUACCCCCAGAUUCGGUUUCUUUGUAUUUGCUUCUGCUUCUUGUUGAGGGUGUUUCGUAGGUAUUUGGUGGUAAUGGCGGACUUGGAGAAGGGAGAGAAGGUGGAACUGCAGCUGAGAGAUAAGGAGGAUGACCAUGAGGAGAAGGAAAGGUUUAUUGAGGGAAUGGCGGUGCUCGACUUUGACAUGCUCUGCUCAACGGUGGCUUUGCAGACUCGGCAGGGAAAAUGGAGUAGCUUCGUGAGCGUUGGACAAGGCGAACAAGAAGAAGGAGUGGAGAUAGGCGGGGUCCUCAGGAUGUGGGAGGGUGAGGUCCUCGACUGCUUCCAGGACCGUCGUAUCGCUCUCGAAUCAGCUUGUUGUCCCUGCUACAGAUUUGGAAAGAACAUGAGAAGAGCUGGUUUUGGUUCUUGUUUUGUUCAGGGAUCCGUUUACUUCAUUCUCGUUGUUAGUGCUCUUCUGAACUGGAUUGCCUUUAUUGUCACCAAGCGGCACUGCUUUCUCUAUUUGGCACUUGCUUUAACCAUUUGUUUAGGGACAUAUUUGGGCUUUAUCCGCACACAGAUAAAGAAGAGAUUUAACAUCGGGGGCAGUGAUAGUUCCUUGGAUGAUUGCAUCUCCCAUCUUAUCUGCCCGUGCUGCAUGUUAUGCCAGGAGUCUAGAACAUUGGAGAUGAACAAUGUUCAAGAUGGAAUUUGGCAUGGUCGGGGUGACACGAUAUGCGUUGGUGGCUUUCAUGAAGGGAGCAAAGCGUUCUUUGAACUUAAUCAACCUUCUCCUGCAUCAAAAACGUCCCCUGAACCCUGCAGCAUGCAAAAAAGUGCAAAUGGGAGUGAUCAUGCUUCAAAUUAAGAACUUGGGCAUUCAGAUAUAUUGAUGUGCUGACCCCAAUAAUUAUCAGCCCUAUGAAUGAUGUCAGCUUCCUAUUUAAUUUCUUUGCUAAUAGAGAGAUGUAACGCAGGCUGCAUGGUGUUAGCCAGUUUGUUUUCAGGAUUUGGUGGUUGCUUGCAUAGGAGACUAAAGCUUUGCUCCACCGUGGGAGUGCAGGCUCCGUGGAUCUACAAUAUUGACCUGCACAAGGAAGGUGCUUGCAGGUACAGAAGCAUGUACAUAAAGGAAACAUGUUAGUGGGGGGCCUUACAGUCUCCCCAAUUCUCUACUAUUUCAGUGGUAACAAAUAUGAUUGUUAUUAGUGAAAUGGAGUUCAUGAUCAUCCAGCAUGCUGGGUUGAUUUGCUACUUGGUUUAUUUAGUCCGGAUUUGUUGAAUGGUUGAAUUUGGGACCAUUAGAUCAUGUAGCAUUCUUUGCAAUAAUGCCUACUUGGACCC
This is a messenger RNA of Juglans microcarpa x Juglans regia, 1464 nucleotides long. RefSeq lists its product as uncharacterized. Bases 212 to 988 code for a protein of 258 amino acids. The transcript has 5 exons. The record is from RefSeq and is a predicted model, not a curated record. Lineage: Eukaryota; Viridiplantae; Streptophyta; Magnoliopsida; Fagales; Juglandaceae.